UAUUUACAACCGAAGGGUUUAACAAUAGUGGUUACAAGUCAAGUCAAUUUGACACAACUGCAUUGGAGAACUCUCGGUUGUUCGGACUAUUUAGAUACCCAUAUGUUCUACUAGAUUUCAAACUUGAAAGUGAUAAAAAGGCCAUUCAUCGUACUCGUUAAGCUCAUUUGUGACUACGACUAGUGAUCAUUAAUUUCUCGGUUUAUUGUAGAGAACAGUGAAGAAAAGUCGCGUAGUGAACCUCACGAAAUAAGAAGUGAAAUAAAAUGUUAAACUUUGUGAUAGUUUUUGUGGUGUCGACCUGUAUUGCUUACAUAGGAUAUUACCAAUGGAGCAGGAGGAAAAUUCGUGCCACUUUCGCCAAAAUGAACGGUCCAGUUUCGUUGCCGUUGAUUGGAAAUUCGUACCGAUUAGUCAAGUGGACGUCACAAGAAUCCAUUUGGCGAGGAAUGGUGGAACUGGCAAACAGCUACGAGUCUCCGGUGGGUUUAAAUUUAGGUCCAGUAAUGCACGUGCUGUUGUACAAACCGGAACAUCUGCAGGUUGUGAUGAACUCACCCUACUGCCUCAACAAAGCCUUCCAAUACUCGUUCCUUCGUGUGGAGAAAGGAAUAUUCGCAGCACCGGCUCACGUGUGGAAAGAUCAACGUCGAAUGCUGAAUCCUACUUUUGGACCCGUUGUUGUUAACAGUUUUAUUCCUAUUUUCAAUCAAAAAUGCACAAUUUUUGUUGAUGUUCUCAAAGAGAAUUACGCAAAUCGAGGACCAGUUGAUGUAUUAAAUGCUCUUUCGAAGUGUACCUUGGAUCUCAUAUGCUCGACCGCAUUCGGGUUGGACUUUGACCUGCAGCGAUCGGAUGAUGGAGAUCAUUUUCUUUCGAGACAGGAAGAAUACGUGGAUAUCUUCAUCGAUCGGUUGGUCAAACCGUGGUUCUAUCCCGAGUUUAUCUAUCGUUUGACUAAGGGUUACAAGCGAUCAAUGGAAAUUCUUGAGGAAUCGAAGGACCGCAUGAAGCGCGUGAUGAGUGAACGGAACUUGAACCAGAACAACAAUGAUGCCGAAAGCUUGAACGAAAUGUCGCAAGACAGCUACGUUAAGAAGCCGCAAAUUUUCUUGGACAAAUUGUUGGAAUUAGCUCAAAAUAAUAGAGAACUCACGGAUGAGCACAUCAAUCAGCACCUGGACACAAUGGUUUUUGCCGGAAAUGACACGACGGCAGCUACGAUGUGUAGCCUUCUGCUGAUGCUGGCCAUGCAUCCGGAUGUUCAAGAGCGAGUCUACCAGGAGAUUGUUCAAGCCUGUCCCGACAAAGACAAGGAGGUUACAAUGGAUGAAAUAUCCCAUCUACCCUACACCGAAAUGGUUUGCAAGGAGACGAUGAGACUGUUUCCGGUGGGUCCCGUCAUAGGAAGAACAUCUACGGCGGACAUCAAGUUAGACGAUAACUACACGAUUCCUGCCAAUACAGCUCUGACGAUGUGCAUCUACAUGGUACAUAGGAAUAAGGAUAUUUGGGGUGCCGAUGCAAAUCAGUUCAAUCCGGAUCAUUUUCUUCCGGAGCAGGUCUCGGAAAGGCAUCCUUACUCGUUCGUGCCCUUCAGUGGUGGUCCAAGGAAUUGUAUCGGUAUAAAAUACGCCUGGGUUGCGAUGAAGAUUAUGUUGGUGUAUGUGCUACGGAGAUACCGAUUGAAAACGCCGCUGACGAUGGAUACACUUAAGAUUAAGUACACCAUUGUGCUGAAGAUGGUCAGUGGGUGUUUGCUUUCGUUGGAGGAACGACAGUAGUGGCACAUUUGAACAAAAAUAUCUAGAAGACCAUACUUUAGUUCUGUAUUUGAUUUAGAUUAUACUAGUAUUUAAACUAAAAGUACAUACCUAGUGAACGGAACAAUGACUGAGUAGUCUUUAACUCUUCAUAUCUGUAAAUAAAUAUCGUUAACCCAUACCGAUCCCCCACUCUCCUCUAUUAUUUUUACAAAAAGAAAAAUUACCUCGUACUCGGAAUUAAGUUGGAGUGACAUGAAUUGGAAAUAAUAACUCAAAGCAACACAAUAUAGUUUCAAUUAAUGUCAUUGUAUUUGUAUAUAAAAGUGAACGUUCAAUUAUUGUUUUAAUUAACUAGAUAUCAUAACCCCCGG
Messenger RNA from Uranotaenia lowii, 2137 nucleotides. Its product is annotated as cytochrome P450 4C1-like. The record is from RefSeq and is a predicted model, not a curated record. Bases 267 to 1784 code for a protein of 505 amino acids. The transcript has 5 exons. Gene Ontology annotation, molecular function: heme binding; iron ion binding; oxidoreductase activity, acting on paired donors, with incorporation or reduction of molecular oxygen. Lineage: Eukaryota; Metazoa; Arthropoda; Insecta; Diptera; Culicidae.